Adineta steineri is the source of this 735-nucleotide messenger RNA. NCBI's taxonomy places the organism in Eukaryota, Metazoa, Rotifera, Eurotatoria, Adinetida, Adinetidae. The record is from the annotation of a GenBank genome assembly.
AUGUUAAUCUUUAUCGUCUGGUUUUUUAUUAUAAUAAGUAUUAAUGGUGAAUGUGCAAAUAAAACAUGUGUAUAUGGUCAAUGUUUCAAUGCUAGAUGUAUCUGUGAUCCGGGAAUAUACGGUGAUAUAUGUGAUAAAGAUAUAGAAGAUUGUGAUAAUGAAUCAUGUAUGAAUAAUGGUACAUGUAUCGAAUUAGUUAAUGGAUUUGCUUGUCAUUGUUUACCUGAUUUUGAUGGGUCACGUUGUCAACAUCGUCGUACAAAACAUGAUAAUCAUUGUAAAAAAACAUGUUAUAAUAACGGUAAAUGUGUUCUUUUAAAUAAUAAAGAAAAAUGUUCAUGUUUAACAAAUUAUUAUGGUUCCGAAUGUGAAUAUACAACUCAUAACAAUACUUCAUCUGCAAUACGAAAAUGUUCACUCUUAAAAUAUCGAAAUAGUCAUAAUGAAGCAACAUGUUUAGCUAUUGGUUUAACGCCAUCAUUUAGUGUUGAUUGUACAUGUCAUUAUGAUCAUGAAAAUAAAAAUAUGGCAAUUUGUCAAAUCACACCAUCACCUUAUUUAAAUGAAAAAUGUACAUUCAAAAAAGCAAUUAGUUUAUCACCAUUAUCAACAUUAUAUAAUAAAAUAUCUAUACAUGUUUGUCCUAUCAAUUGGCAAAUACUUGAUCAAUAUGAAAAUACUCAAGAAAAAGUUAAUAGUGUACAUAUUACAGAAUGUCAAUUAGAGUCAACUUGA